UGGGACGGGCUUAUCAGGGGUAGAAAGUGAAGAUCGAGGGCGAAAAAGCAGAGCUGUUCCGUGUUUUCUGCAGAAGGCGAGAGUCCAUUGUACUCUAUUACUCGUCGAGAGGGACAUGUUCAUGUUAUUCUUAUAACAAACACCCCAAAUGCACUGUUUUGAUUACAAGUGACAUCUAAUCCUUAAAAGAGCGAGCACCACCUAUAGGAGAUCGAAAGUGGCUUUUUCAUGGCUCUGUAAACGGAUGCAACAAUAUGCGGAUGGUUUUUACAGCAUCUGGUACAAAAUCUCUGUUCACAUGCGGCAUUUUAAAAGGGAUAGAUAGACAGGAGAUGCCAAACGUCGAGUCACUGGAGAAUGAAAACCUACAUUGAAAGAUCACGUUCAUCUUUGGCCAUCACCACAUGUUAAAUGGAUACAGAAUGGGUAAAUAAUGACGCUUAUUAUUUUCAGUCAUUCGAUCAUUUAAGUGGGUAUGAAAAUAGCAGUCCUCUAGCACCUUUUCAAAAUAGAAAUGUAGCCACACGAUUUAACCCUGAAAUCACAGGCAACAAACUCAUCAAUAUGUGUAAUGAGGGCAAGAAAUAUGUAAAUAUGAUGUCCUUAUACUGUAGGCUUGAAAACUGGGUUGCUAAAUAAUACGGCAAAAAAAGACUGUUAAGUAUUUUAAAUGGAUAGUCUUGAUGGUGUCAUUUUGGACAUCCAUUUUACAAGUUCUAUCGUUUUUCUCUUUUUCAUAGAGCGCAACAUGUAGCCGAUUUCCUGUGUGCACUGUAAAAUCAGAAGUCCCGCAUAGUGCUCCGGGGUUAUUAUCAACUGAGGACAGAGGCGCAGUUUUCUCAAGCUAAAUAUUGGAAGGGAACGACAGACAUUGCUCUCGGUAUCAGUCUGUCAACUGCAAAGAAGAAACAAAUCUAGGCCUCUUUUGCACAACUUGCACAGGCUGUCCAUAUUUCCCAGUAAUUUUCUUAAAAAUCCCUGUUUUUCCCAACGUGGAUUGCUAGUCAGGCGUUAUCUCAGGUGGAGGGGCCACAAUUCAUGAUCAAACAGCAUCCCAUAUUCUUCACUUCUUUUGAGUUUUCACCAUGGAAACCCCAUGUGAACAUUGGUGACGACCUUGAUACAAUGAAUAUGGAGAGAAGGGUGGCAAUGUAAACAAAGUUUUGUAUUCGAAAAGAAACAAAGCUAUAUUAUCACCCCCACUUUAUUCUUAGCGAAUUUUCCAUGGGCUCACUUGAGGAAAAUUAACAUGGUCCAGGAGACCCUUUAAAUCUCCUUUUGCCUUAGGCCUACAUUUGGAGAACAUUGGAUUGGUGAAUCAACUGACACUGUCAGAGGCGUGUAACAAAUAUGUGAGCAAAGCUAUUCCAAAGUGCAGAUCCUGACAAUCAAGACACUACGUGGGAUUUAAAGGACAUUUGUGACACCUCAUGGCAAAGGGUUCAGUUUUACACACAGGAGAAUAAAAGGGAACCCAAUGAGAGAGCACGAUGUAGGCCUACGCUUGAACCUUACAACAGUAUUUUGAAGAAUUUUACACCUCCUGCAGAACUACAAACAGAUUUCCACUUUUUUACGACGAGGUCACAGGAAGAAGAAUACAAAACGUAGUCAUUAUUCAUGAUGCCUCGCAACAGGGCCUUCUCAGAGCCGGAGUACUCAGCAGAGUAUUCGGCGGACUGCUCUGUGACCCUACCAUCGGACCCAGGCCAUGCCGUGGGGCGCACGCACGAGGUAACAGUUCGCAGCCAAGGGUGCUGCCUCUGCCUCCCACGCUUCAUGCGUCUCACCUUUGCACCCGACUCUCUGGAGAACCUCUAUCAGACCUAUUUCCGGCGGCAGCGACACGAAACCCUGCUGGUUCUGGUUGUGUUUGCUGCCCUGUUUGACAGCUACAUCAUUGUCAUGUGCGCUGUGGUCUACACAGGCGAAAAGCUGGCCUCUGUGGUGGUGGCAUCAGUGGGCCUGGCAUCAGACAUCCUACUCUAUGUGUUGUGCCGCUACGGCCUGCUACCCGACCGCAUCUCGCGACGUGUGGUGCCCUACGCCCUGUGGGUGCUCAUAGCGGCCCAGAUCUUCUGCUACCUGGGCCUGAACUAUGCCCGCUUCCACCAGGCCAGUGACACAGUGGGCUGGCAGGCAUUCUUUAGCUUCUCCUUCUUCCUGACACUGCCCUUGCGGCUCACGCCCAUUGUGCUGAUCACAUCCGUGUCGUGCGGGGUCCACACCCUAGUGCUGGGGGUCACCAUUGCUCAGCAGCAGCAGGAGGAUAUCCAGGGGGCUGCCCUCGGGAGACAGCUGCUGGCCAACAUAGUGAUCUAUGUGUGUGCCAUCACUGUGGGCGUCAUGUCCUACUACAUGGCAGACCGGAAACACCGCAAGGCCUUCCUGGAAGCACGGCAGUCCCUGGAGGUCAAACUCAAUCUGGAGGAACAGAGCCAGCAACAGGAGCGUCUCUUGCUGUCCAUCCUGCCCAAGCAUAUAGCAGACGAGAUGUUACAGGACAUGAAGAAGAAAGAAGCCAGUCAGACUGGACAGAAGGAGAUGCAGCAGUUCAACACCAUGUACAUGUAUCGCCACGAAAACGUCAGUAUUUUGUUUGCAGACAUUGUGGGAUUCACUCAGCUAUCAUCAUCAUGCAGUGCCCAUGAGCUGGUCAAGCUCCUCAAUGAACUGUUUGCCCGCUUUGACAAGCUGGCUGCCAAAUACCACCAGUUGAGAAUAAAGAUCCUGGGCGACUGUUACUACUGCAUCUGUGGCCUGCCAGACUACAGAGAGGACCACGCUGCCUGCUCCAUCAUGAUGGGCCUGGCCAUGGUGGAGGCCAUUUCGUAUGUUCGUGAGAAGACCGGGACAGAUGUGGACAUGCGUGUGGGGGUACACACUGGCACUGUCCUGGGGGGCGUCCUGGGACAGAAGCGGUGGCAGUAUGACGUCUGGUCCACUGACGUCACCGUGGCCAAUAAGAUGGAGGCGGGAGGAAUACCGGGGCGUGUGCACAUCUCCCAAGCCACAAUGGAGUGUCUGCACGGGGAGUUUGAUAUGGAGCCGGGGAACGGGGGCGACCGCUGUGAGUACCUGAAGGAGAGGGGCAUCGACUCCUACCUGGUGGUGGUGCCCAAGGGCCCCCUGGGAAAGAACGGCAUCAACGGGGUGAAGUUGUCUGUGAUGUCAUCCAAUGGGAACUCUCCAUUGUUGAUCAACACCACUGAGUGUAAUGGAAGUGUCCACACAACCUGCACCACACCAGACGAGCCAGAGGAGCUGGACACACGGGUGGUGAACCCUUCGUUCCCCAACCCUCGGCGGAGGCUAAGACUGCGGGACCUGGCCGAGAGGGUGAUUGAUGCCCAAGAGAACGAACAGGAGCUCAACAAACUGCUCAAUGAGGCACUGCUGGAGAGAGAGACCGUACAAGCUUUGAAGGGAAAACGCACCAACCGCCUGUCCCUGCGCUUUGUGGACCCUGAGCUGGAGACCCGCUACUCUGUAGAAAAGGAGAAGCAGAGCGGAGCUGCCUUCAGCUGCUCCUGUGUAGUGCUCCUGUUCACGGCAGCCAUGGAGGUCCUCAUAGACCCUCGGAUGAUAGCAAACUACGUGACCCUAGCUGUGGGAGAGGUCCUGCUGCUCGUCCUAACUGUCUGCUCUCUGGCGGCCAUCUUCCCUCGAGUUUUCCCUAAGAGGCUAGUGUCUUUCUCCACAUGGAUCGACCACACCCGCUGGGCACGGAACACUUGGGCCAUGGCAGCAAUCUUCAUCCUCACCAUGGCCGACAUUGUGGACAUGCUGAGCUGUCCCCGUCCCUCAGGAAACGCCACAAUUGCCCCUCCUUCCUCUGUUGUCCAAUCCGGGGCAGAGGGCUGUCUGGACAACCCCAAGUACUACAGCUACAUCGCUGUGCUGGCACUCAUGGCGACCACCAUGCUGGUGCAGGUCAGCCACAUGGUCAAGGUCACACUCAUGCUCCUCAUCACCAUAGCGACGGGCAUCGUCAACAUCUACAGCUGGAGGGACAUAUUUGACCGCUACGAUAUGGCCCGCUUCCAGGACUACAGGUCUUACCUGGUUCCUUCCAAAUAUGCCAUGACUGUGAUGAUCUUCAUCAUGAUGAUCAGCUUCUACUACUUUUCUCGACAUGUGGAGAAGCUAGCCCGUACUCUGUUCUUGUGGAAGAUUGAGGUCCAUGAGCAGAAGGAGAAGGUGUAUGAGAUGAGGCGCUGGAACGAAGCGCUGGUCACUAACAUGCUGCCAGAGCACGUAGCACGCCACUUCCUGGGCUCCAAGAAAAGGGAUGAGGAGCUGUACAGCCAGUCAUAUGAUGAGAUUGGGGUGAUGUUCGCCUCCAUCCCCAACUUCUCGGACUUCUACACAGAGGAGAGCAUCAACAACGGGGGGAUUGAGUGCCUCAGGUUCCUAAACGAAAUCAUCUCCGAUUUUGACAGUCUCCUGGACGAGUCUCAGUUCCGCUGCAUCACCAAAAUCAAAACCAUUGGCAGCACCUACAUGGCAGCAUCAGGUGUCACUCCCAACGUCAGCAACGGCUACGCCUGUCUGAAGAAAGAGGAGCUGACUGACAGAGAACGCUGGCAGCAUUUGGCAGAUCUGGCUGACUUUGCUCUGGCCAUGAAGGUCACGCUCAUGAACAUCAACUACCAGUCCUUCAACAACUUUAUGCUACGCAUAGGUUUGAAUAAAGGGGGGGUGCUGGCAGGUGUGAUUGGCGCCCGGAAGCCUCACUAUGACAUCUGGGGCAACACUGUGAAUGUGGCCAGUCGCAUGGAGUCCACAGGGGUCAUGGGUAACAUCCAGGUGGUGGAAGAUUGCUACCACAUCUUGAAGGAGUACGGAUUCCGUUUUGUGAGGAGGGGACCCAUCUUUGUGAAGGGGAAAGGAGAGCUGCUUACCUACUUUCUGAAGGGUAGAGAAAAACAGGGAUCCUUCAUCAACGGCUCCUCGGUCACCCUGCCACACCAAGUGGUGGACAACUCCUGACCUGCGUGUCAACGCUCACAGAAACACAAACACACACACAUAAUCAGAAAUAUACAUUCUAAGGUAUAAGUGAGAUCUGAAUUAAUGCUUAUACCAACACUCCAUCUUUCAGAAUUGCAAAGUAUGUAAGAGGAUAUGAACAUCUUGCAAAGAGAGAAGAUUUGUCCCGCCUCCCCACCCUGCCUGUUCAAAUACUUUUUUUGCAAUACUACAAAGCUUUUCAAAAUAGUGCUCAGCUACUUGCACUACAGACUUAUGAACACAUAUCACGCUACUGUAUAGUCACACAUAUUUACACACAUUCUUAGACAAACACUCUUUAGACACACAUCGUCUGACAAACACACAUUCAUGUAUUCACUACAAUGCCAUCACUCAAGCCAGAUGCAGCCAGGCUGUGACUAAAUGCCUCAUUUUGAAUACUUUCCCCCUUUUACAAAAUACUUUAUAUUUGGAAAAUAAUGGAUUUCAUUGUGUUUGUUACAGUAUCUCCAAACUGCUUGGAGAUGAAGAUGACCUGAGAUAAGAUGGUAGUGUUUGAAGGUUAAUGCAGAGUGUAUGUGUGUGCGCUGAAUCAGCUUGCAGUGAAAGUUUUCUUUCUCACGUUUUUUCCGAUCCGGAAUCAAGUAAUGUUACCAUGCCCUCUUUCUGUUUGCUAUGAAUUUGGAACACAUGCCUUCUCAGUUCUCUGCUCUUCCCCCCUGGGCUUACAUUGGCACAUUUCACUUCUUUACGGCAUCUGAGGCUAUUCUGACAGUGGGUACAGGUGUGAGUCCUCAGGUGUGAAUUUGGAGACAGGUUGAAUGUUUUUGUGUUUUUGGGAGGCAUUGCAGGUGUGUGCAUGCAUGUUGUAAAGCAAGAGUGAUUCAUGGUAUUUUAGAGUUUGUGGUCACCAGGUCUUUGUGAGUAGCUGACACCUGUGGCCAUUAUGGGUAUUCUGGUGGGUAGAAAUGCAGUGCCCUGAAAAUGUAUUUGCCCCUUUUCGGAUUUUCUCUAUUUUUACAUGUUUUUGAUACUGAAUUAGCAGAUCUUCAACCAGAAUCUAAUAUUAGAUAAAGGGAACAUCAGUUUACAAAUAACAAAAAAAAUGCAUACUUAUUUUAUUUAUUUAAAUAACAAAGUUAUGCAACUGUGUGAAAAAUGAAUUGCACCCUUACACUCAAUAACUGGUUGUGCCACCUUUAGCUGCAAUGACUACAACCAAAUGCUUCCUCUAGUUGUUGAUCAGUCUCUCACAUGGCUGUGGAAGAAUUUUCACCCACUCUUGCAUAUAGAACUGCUUUAACUCAGCGAUAUUUUGGUAUUUUCAAGCAUGAACUGCUUUUGUCAAGUCCUGCCACAACAUCUCAAUUGGGAUUAGGUCUGGACUUUGACUAGGCUAUUCCAAAACUUAAAUUUUGUUGCUUUUUAGCCAUUUUCAAGUAGACUGGACUGUUUUGGAUUAGAUUUGACUUGGCCUAGUCAAAGUCCAGACCUAAUCCCAAUUGAAAUGUGGCAGGACUUUAAAUGAGCAGUUCAUGCUUGAAAACCCACAAAUGUCGCUGAGUUAAAGCAGUUCUGCAUGGAAGAGUGGGCCAAAAUUCCUCCACAGCGAUGUGAGAGAUUGAUCAACAACUCCAGGAAGCGUUUGGUUGGAGUCAUUGAAGCUAAAGGUGGCACAAGCAGUUAUUGAGUGUGAGGGGGGAAUUACUUUUUCACACGGGCAUUGGGUGUUGCAUAACUUUGUUUAUGAAAUAAGUAUGUAAUUGUUGUGUUAUUUGUUCACUCAGGUUCCCAUUAUCUAAUAUUAGGAUUUGGUUGAAGAUCUGAUAACAUUCAGUAUAAAAAAUAUGCAUAAGUAGAGAAUUAAAAAGGGGCAAAUACUUUUUCACAGCACUGUAUGUUUGUUUGUUUGACUGUAUGUAAGGUGGAUAUGUGAACAGUAUUGCAGAUGCGGGUGAGUUUCCUUUGCUCGUAUUGUAUCCCCAUCAGUGUCUUUUGUCCGAAAUUGGAUGAAAGCGCAAUAGUUUAUUCUUCUACAACCCUCUGUCUUCACUUGCCCCUUACACAAAUUAAAACAUUGCUGGCCCUUUAAUUAAUAUUUUUAUAACUAAGUUUCAUUCAUGCUGAGAUUCUAUUUAAAGUGAAGGGAUAAAGGACUAACGAGUCUGAGUUGUACAUACAGUUUACUGUUCAUUAAAUUAAUUUAUUGCAGAUGUCAGGGACAGAUUUCCUUUUUUAAACCAAUGUAAAAGUGCCAAUGUUGAAGGAAUGGCUUUGGUCCCUGAAUAUGUGGCCAAAAUGCAGGUCUUUGCUGUUUCUCUAUUUGUAUUUUAAAGAACCUCAGGCUUGGGAAUAAAAUGGCACUUUGAAUGGUCUGUAAACUAUCUGGGUUUGAGUUUAAAGAUAAGUUAAUAAUGUAUUUCAUUUAAAUUAUUUGUCAUUUUCAAGUGUAUUGAUUAAAAAAAGAAUUUAAA
Molecule: messenger RNA, 7448 nt
Organism: Salmo salar (Atlantic salmon)
Lineage: Eukaryota; Metazoa; Chordata; Actinopteri; Salmoniformes; Salmonidae
Product: adenylate cyclase type 3
Biological process (GO): adenylate cyclase-activating G protein-coupled receptor signaling pathway; intracellular signal transduction; cAMP biosynthetic process
Cellular component (GO): plasma membrane
Molecular function (GO): adenylate cyclase activity
Source: RefSeq, a predicted model, not a curated record